AUGAAGGAACCUCGAGGGUUUGUGAGAAUUCUGCAGCUGCUUUUCGCCAUUUUUGCAUUUGCAUCUACAAUCAGCUUCUAUGGACACAUACAGAUAUGUAUUGGGCACCCUUGUAAUUCUUCAGCGGUAGUUUUGACGUUCCCUUACCCAUUUGCACUGUCUUCUCUGAAAAUACCCGAUUCCAUUCGUCCACUUGAUUUCCCGCUCUAUGGGGACUUCUCAUCUGGCGCGCAGUUUUUUGUAUUUGUCGGAGUUAUAACAGCUCUAUAUUGUGUUGGAGCUCUAGUCCUAUACACUGUCUUCGUUGACAAAUACGAGUCGAAUGUGUUUUUUAGAAAAGUGGACUUCGGAUUGAGCACUUUUAUCGUUCUCUUGUGGUUCAUUGCUUCCACAAUUUGGGCGAGGAACGUUGACCAGCUAAAGCGUUACACGUCUGAGGGAGUUAUCAAAAGGGAGCUAUGCCAACACAAAGAUUGCGAAAUAGAAGCUCCACAAGGAUAUGCCGGAUUAAGCAUAUCCUUGGUAUUUGGUUUCUCCAAUGUUGCACUCUGGGCCGCGUCACUUUGGUUCCUGUGGAAGGAGACCCCCUGGUUUCGCCGUGAGAGCGAUCCUUUGCGACAUGAUCCCGUCUUACCCGAAGUUGACGGCGCUCCUCUGUAG
Messenger RNA from Echinococcus granulosus, 660 nucleotides. Its product is annotated as Synaptophysin. Bases 1 to 660 code for a protein of 219 amino acids. The record is from RefSeq and is a predicted model, not a curated record. Lineage: Eukaryota; Metazoa; Platyhelminthes; Cestoda; Cyclophyllidea; Taeniidae. The transcript is spliced from 5 exons. Gene Ontology annotation, cellular component: membrane; synaptic vesicle.